Carassius gibelio (silver crucian carp) is the source of this 1590-nucleotide messenger RNA. RefSeq names its product calcium-activated potassium channel subunit beta-2. The transcript is spliced from 3 exons. The record is from RefSeq and is a predicted model, not a curated record. Gene Ontology annotation, biological process: potassium ion transport; detection of calcium ion. Gene Ontology annotation, cellular component: membrane; voltage-gated potassium channel complex. Lineage: Eukaryota; Metazoa; Chordata; Actinopteri; Cypriniformes; Cyprinidae. The coding region runs from base 277 to 633 and encodes 118 amino acids. Gene Ontology annotation, molecular function: calcium-activated potassium channel activity; potassium channel regulator activity.
UCCUCUCUCACUCUCUCCGUCGGGGCUGGAGGAAGGGAUCAAUGCCGUGAAUGGUCCUCCUCUCCUUGCUCACUACUCUAAUUAUUAUUUUCCACCCUGCCACUUGCCAGCCCAUGAAUAGUCAAUACCAAACCAACAGGCAGGAAAUGAAGGAGCAGAUGCUUAGUUCAGUGCCUGGAGUGAGAUUUAUUUAUCGAGAACUGGUUCCAACCACAUGAGACGGACUUUGUUCGCUGCUGAGGAUUAUGGAAACUUUCUUUUUCUGUUUGAAGACUGAUGGAUUCUCUUUUCGGACUUUCUACGUUUGUCCAGAAUGAUGAAGUCACUUGUUUAAUACUGUGGUCAUCCCAGCAGUCUUAUUUGAGUGCUUCAGAGAGAGCUGCACACACUGGAAUAGCUAGAAUGUUUCUGUGGGCUGGAAGCAAAGGAGCUCAAGGAUCAGGAAGUGAGAGAAGCAGGACCUUUUAUCAGAAGAUUCGUGAGUAUGAUGUUUUGGAGAAGAGGAGGACAGUCACAGCGCUGAAGGCUGGAGAGGACAGAGCCAUUCUCUUAGGCCUCAGCAUGAUCCUUUUCUCUGCCAUGAUGUACUUUGUGUUAGGCAUCACAAUGGUGCGCUCUUACUCAGACAGGUAAAGAUGCCCAGACACCUUCUCAAGAACAGUACUGCACAAAAAUACACCGAAACCACAGAAUUAAAAGGGGCGUUCAGUAAUUUCUACCCAUUCAAAUGCUGAAUUGAAUAGUAAGACAAACACAAAGGGGAGAAAAUACUGUAGCAGGCAGAGAAAGCCCACUGUUCACGAUGCACAAAAUAUCGGCCAAUACUGAAUUGUGGGUGGGAGUUUAUAUGAGGGGAAAUGACUGUCUUCAGAGAAGUUUAGAUGGUAUUUUUUUCCACCUCACCUUCAUGUUUACACAUAUUAAUGUAGUGUUUAAAAGUGCAGUACUGCUUUGUUUACAGCGGUAACAAAUCAAAUGCUAUAGAGUGUCAGAGAGCCACAAUCAGUCCAUCUGCGGUUUUUGUUUCAUGUAGAUAUAUUUUAUGUAGCAUAAAUUCACAAAGCUUAAGUCAGACCAUUCUGACUUAAUUCAUUCCAAAACUGCUCAUGCUAAAUGUAACAUGUUUCAUGCAUUCUGAUUAAUAAUAAGGCACACUCAGCGAAAAACCAUGGUUAACCAUGAAACUGCCAGAAAUUUAAAAAACAACCCAUACAAAUAAAAAAAAAUUAGAUUUGGAUUUUUUUGGUCUAACCAUCCAGAACUACAGAGUACCUCUAAUUAACCUCUAAAUUGAAGAAACAAAUGUAUAUACUAAUGUAUUCAUAUUUAAUUUUCACCACAGAUGUUUGCAAUUUCUGCUAUAGAUCCUUUUCACAAUUUCUAAGUUAAGAAAGCAGAAGUAAACUAAACUUCUAUAGAGCGACUUUAUUUUUGCAUUAUAAUUGAUUCAAACCAAAAAAAAAGUAAAAAAAUAAAAAAAAUAACUCCAACUCUUACUCUAACUUUAACUCUAAUUAAACCUUAACUCUAAAUUAAAAAAUGUAAAACAAGGAAAAUCAUUUCUACAUUUCAGAUAAACAGACAGACAGA